Messenger RNA from Camellia sinensis, 2749 nucleotides. Its product is annotated as dolichyl-diphosphooligosaccharide--protein glycosyltransferase subunit 2. NCBI's taxonomy places the organism in Eukaryota, Viridiplantae, Streptophyta, Magnoliopsida, Ericales, Theaceae. Gene Ontology annotation, biological process: protein N-linked glycosylation. Gene Ontology annotation, cellular component: oligosaccharyltransferase complex; membrane. The record is from RefSeq and is a predicted model, not a curated record.
UUGAUAUUAGGCCCAUUCGAUUAUAAAUUGUAUCGCAAAUCGCUCUCUCCAAACAACACUCGAAACCUCCAUCCUUCUCCUUCCUCUUCCUCCUCUUCAGUGUAGUCAAGACUUUUUGUGGCGCAGACUCAGAGACUCUGAAGACUCUCUCACGGGAAUGGCCAGAAAUUUCGGAUUUCUGGUUCUGAUACUAUCUAUAAUAUUUGUAUGCGAAGCUGCGAUUUUUCAUCCGAUCUCUGAAUCUCACCGAUCUGCUGCAUUAGAGGUUUUCACGCCACUCGAUGGAUCCUUUGGAAGCUUAGAAGAAGCAUCUGAAGGUUUAAGAACAUUUGAGAUUCUUGGAAUUGGGAACGAGCUUAACAUAAGGGAUUCUACUUGUCCCUCUGUGGUGGAGACUCUUGGGUCUUCGUCUUCAAGUUUAAAGGAUCUGUUCUAUGCACUGAGAGUCAACAAGCUAUUAAAAUGCGAGAUUAAUGAGGAAAUCUUUGCGGGCAUUGCUGCAAGACUUAAAGUAUCUGUCCAUGAAGCAAAUUCAUUACUCGACUUCUACUAUUCCGUAGGAAGUUUGAGGCUUAUUAAGGAUCAAACUUCUGAAGUUGAUGCGUUUCUCGUUGAUGCUGAUGGAAUUUUCAAAUCCAUAAAGGCACUCAGCCAAAGUGAUGGAAGGUGGCGCUAUAGUUCAAACAACCCUGCAUCGAGUACUUAUGCUGCUGGAUUAGCACUUGAAACACUUGCUGGAGUUGUCUCAUUAGCAACUUCUGGGAUUGAUCAAUCUCUGAUUGGAACGCUAAAAAAUGAUAUAGUGAAGCUUUUUGACAGUGCUGAGAAAUAUGAUGAUGGGGCCUACUACUUUGAUGAGAAACUUGUUGAUGCACCUGAACAUCAGGGUCCUCUUUCAGCUACUUCAUCAGUAGUUCGUGGGCUGACAGCUUUUCCAACAUCUACUUCUGAAAGUUUAGAUCUGCCAGGGGCCAAAAUAUUGGGUUUGGCAAAAUUUUUUCUUGGCAUUGGAAUUCCGGGCAAUGCCAAAGACUUCUAUAACCAAAUUGAUGCAUUAGCUUGCUUGGAAAGCAAUCGGGUUUCCAUUCCUCUGAUUUUAUCUCUUCCAGCUACGGUGCUGUCACUGACUAGAAAAGACCGGCUCAAGGUUAGGGUGAAUACUGUACUGGGAUCUGCAGCGCCGUCUCUAUCAGUAAAACUCAAGCAAGCUUUCAGUUCUGGUUCAAAGGAUGCUUCUAUAAUUGAGAGCCAGGAACUCAAGUUUGAUCAAGAAAAUGAUGUCCAUUUCUUGGAUGCAUGGCCAAAGAGUGUUGACGUAGGCAAUUAUGUUUUUGUAUUUGAGAUUGUGCUACAAGAUUCGGAGCAUAAGAAAAUUUAUGCCACUGGAGGCCGAACAAAAGUACCAAUAUAUGUCACUGGAGUUAUCAAAGUUGACAAUGCAGAAAUUGCAGUACUGGACAGUGAUAUUGGGAGCAUAGAAUCUCAGAAGAAGCUAGAUUUAGCUAGAGAGACUGCUCUUUCGUUAUCAGCAAACCAUCUACAAAAGCUGCGUUUAUCAUUUCAAUUGACCACUCCACUUGGGCAUCCAUUUAAACCACAUCAGGCUUUUCUCAAGUUGAAACAUGAGACUAAAGUUGAGCACAUCUUCGUCUUGGGGAACUCUGGUAAACAGUUUGAGAUAACACUAGAUUUUCUUGGACUGGUUGAGAAGUUUUUCUAUCUUUCCGGUAGAUAUGAUAUUCAACUUACUGUUGGUGAUGCUGUCAUGGAGAACUCUUACUUACGAGAACUGGGACAUAUUGAAUUAGAUCUUCCAGAACCACCUGAGAAGGCUACCCGCCCUCCUCCACAAGCUGUUGAUCCUUAUUUGAGAUGUGGACCCAAAGCUGAGAUAACUCAUAUCUUCAGGUCUCCAGAAAAGGGUCCACCUCAGGAGCUCUCUCUUACCUUUUUGGCCCUUGUUCUCUUGCCAUUCCUUGGAUUCUUGGUUGGGCUAUUGCGUCUGGGCGUGAACCUGAAGAACUUCCCUACAUCAACAGUACCUGCCACAUUUGCCAUUUUGUUCCAUGUUGGCAUUGGGGCAGUUCUCUCGCUCUAUGUGCUUUUCUGGUUAAAGUUGGAUUUAUUCACAACGUUGAAAGCGCUUGGUUUCUUGGGGAUCUUCUUGAUGUUUGUUGGACACAGGACCCUUUCUCACCUUGCCUCAACAUCAGCCAAGUUGAAAUCUGCCUGAGGAAAUGAGAGUUUGUGGAGAGUUUGUGCUUGCAAGGACAACAUUCCUCCCUCCCCCCUAAAGAGAGAUGUGGUUGGUCAUCUUAAUUCAAUUUUGUUGUAGGAUGCUAACUGUUCAGUGAAGUUUAGCACACACAAUCACAUUGAAUGAAAACACACAUCCACUCCGUUCUUUGCUUUCUAUCCAUGAUGAGGACGAACCAUCCUUACAGGUUUUUAGAGAAUAGCAUUAAGGAUAGUGGCCCCUAUAACGAACUUGUUAUAUUCACUUUGGUGACUUGUUGAAUCUUGUUUCUCACGAGUUGCUUGAACUUGUUGCUUGAGAAAUUUUGCCUUGAAUUUAUUUAGGAACAGUAUGUUAAAAGAACGAUAAAUGAUGGAAUAGCAGCUCGUGUAGAGUUAAUAAGAUUGUAGUGAUGGUGUGUAGUUACUUUGGGCAAUUUGACUAUGCUUUUGCUUCACCAAGAAGACCCCCACUCAAUUAUUUUAAUGAUCAUGACUAUGGCUUUAUAAAACA